Molecule: messenger RNA, 6153 nt
Organism: Odobenus rosmarus divergens (Pacific walrus)
Lineage: Eukaryota; Metazoa; Chordata; Mammalia; Carnivora; Odobenidae
Gene: MDC1
Product: mediator of DNA-damage checkpoint 1
Exons: 14
Coding region: 1-5880 (1959 amino acids)
Biological process (GO): positive regulation of transcription initiation by RNA polymerase II
Cellular component (GO): nucleus
Molecular function (GO): protein binding
Source: RefSeq, a predicted model, not a curated record
AUGGAGGACACCCAGGCUAUUAACUGGGAGGUUGAAGAAGAGGAGGAGACAGAGAGACCCAGUGAAUCCUUGGGGUGUAGCUUGGAGCCCGUAGGGCGAUUGCAUAUCUUCAGUAGUGCCCAUGGACCAGAAAAAGAUUUCCCCCUGUACCUCGGGAAGAAUAUGGUGGGCCGAAUGCCUGAUUGCUCUGUGACCCUGCCCUUUUCAUCCAUCUCCAAACAACAUGCAGUGAUUGAAAUCUUGGCCUGGGACAAGGCACCUGUCCUCCAAGAUUGUGGCAGCCUCAAUGGUACUCAAGUCCUAAGGCCUCCUAAGGUCCUAAGCCCAGGGGUGAGUCAUCGGCUGAGGGACCAGGAGUUGAUUCUCUUUGCUGACUUGCCCUGCCAGUACCAUCGCCUGAAUGUCCCCCUGCCCUUUGUUUCCCGGGGCCCUCUAACUGUAGAAGAGACACCCAGGGUACAGGGAGGAACUCAACCCCAGAGGCUCCUGUUGGCCGAGGACUCGGAGAAUGAAGUAGAUUCUCCUUCUGAAAGGUGUGUGAAGAAAGAACUAAGGACCUCCCCUUUGGCAGCAGUAGUUCCAGAGAGUGAUGAAGAGGGGCCUUCUCCUGCCCCAGACGGCCCUGGGCCACCGUUUGCCUUCAACCUGGACAGCGACACAGAUGAGGAAGAAAGUCAGCAUCCAGCAGCAGGAGAGUCCUCCUUAGCUGCCAGAGGAGGCUCCACUGCAGAGACACAACAGCCUAAAGCUGUGGCAACUGAAAUCCAGCUUGAAAAGGAUCAGUGUUCAGUGAAAGAGAGGAACAAUGAUACCAAAGUUGAGAGGGAUGCAAGGAAUGGGGUGGUCCCACUUGGGGCCACUCUGGAGAGAAACCAAACUGCUGGGGAGGACAGUGACACAGAUGUGGAUGAAAGCAGGCCUGCUGAGGUCCAUUUGGAAAGGGCCCAGACUUCUGGCUUCAUAGACAGUGAUACUGAUGUGGAAGAAGAAGGGAUCCCCGCAACCCCAGCUGUAGUUCCUAUGAAAAAGAGGCAAAUCUUCCAUGGAGAUAGUACAAAGAGUCCUCAGGCACCUGCUUUGGUACAUCUACAGGAGAGCCCAGCUGGUAGUGAUACAGAUGUGGAGGAACGUGAGCUCCAACUGGCAGUCCCUUCGGAGGGAAACCAAGCCUCCGUGGUGAUUGACAGCAAUACAGAUGCUGAGGAAGAGGUCUUAGCAGCGCUCACUUUGGCACGUCUGAAAGAGAGCCGAGUCGAUACAUGGAAGAGAGAGAGAGAUGCGGAACAGGAUAGGGCCCAGCCUGUGGCCCUUCUGGAGCGAAGCCAAACCUCUGCUGGGAGAGACAGUGACACAGACGUGGAGGAGGAGGGGCUCCCAGUAGAAAAGAGAGGAACUGUUCCUAAGUGUCAUACAGACAAGGCACAUUCAGAAAAGAGGCAGUCUCCUCUCCGAGACAGUGAUUUAGGGGUGGACAAAGAUAAGAGCUCAUUUGGGGUCCACCUGGAGAGAAGCCAAGCCUCUGCCACAGUGGACAUCAACACACAAGUGGAGGAGAAAGUCCUAUCAGGGCCAGCUGUUAUACUGGUGGAGAAGCAUCAGGUGCCUAUGGUGUGGACAAAUCAAACAGAUGUGGAAGUAGAAGGGGGCCAAGCAAAGCUGCCUGUGGUGCAUCUGGAGGAAGCCCAGCCUCCUCCACCUGGGGACUGUGAGAUAGAUGCAGAAGAGGGCACAUCUUUAGCAGCCUCAGUGGUGGCAGAUGGAGGAAAGUGCGAGCUUCCGGCAGAAGGGGAUGCUGGGACAGAAUGGGUUGCAGCUGUUCUUGAGCGGGAGAGGGCUCUUGAGGCGAGAGCCCAGGGUGAGUCCCUUGUGUCACAGGUGGAACAGGAUCUUCUCCCUGUCUCGAGGGAGAACCUUACAGAUCUGGUGGUGGACCCAGGUACUUCAGGGGAACCCAUCCAGGCACAGAGAGAGGGAGCCCAGACCCCCACAGAAAGGGAGAGAGAACCACAUGUGGACAAGACCAAGGACUCUGGGGACAACCAUGGGGAUUCUGAAGACCUGGACCUACAGGCUACCCAGUGCUUUGUGGAGAGAGACAAUCAGAGCCCAGAAGCAGUCCAGAGCAUGGAGGAUGAAGCUACCCAGGCCUUCCUGGUUACUCUACCCCAGGAGCCUGGCCCUUCCUGUUGCCGUAUCCAGGCCCCAGGUGCCCUGGAUGAGCCGUGGGAAGUCUUGGCAACACAGCCAUUCUGUCCGAGAGAGUCUGAGGCCUCUGAGCCCCAGCCCAUUGCUGCCCGUCUUGAUGCCCAUGGAUCUUGCCCCUCUGCACCUAAGACAACACCACAAGCCCAACAUCCAGAGAGCCCAGUUCAUGAAGAGCCACUGGGGAUUCGAGGCAGAGGGAUGCAGACUGUGGAGAAAGACAUGGGUACACCAAGAGAAGCAGCAGAGGGGGUGGCCCCUGAGAGAGGACUAUUGAACAGGGAAACCAAGAACCUGCUAGCGGGAGAGAGAGAAGAUGUGACAGGAGAAGAAGAAUUAACCAGAGGGAGACAGGUGUUAGCUAGAGAUAAUCAGGAACAAGAGUCUGACCAAAAGGUGAAAAGUACAGGUAUUAAAAGGAAUAUGGAGGGUUUCAACACAGAAAUGGAGAUACCCAGGGAAGUACAAGAGGAAGAGAUAGGAAAGCAGACUCCUGCAAGAGAAAUAUUUGAGAGAGAAGCAAAGAAACUAGUACUAAAGAGAGGGGGUGAGUCAAGUGUAUUAGGCGUUGAGGUACCAGAAGUAAAACUGGAGAGAGGCCCCCAGAGAGGGGAGACAGAGAAAGGGAGCCAGGACAAGGGAGGGCAGGCCUCCAGUCUAACACCAGAGCCUAGAGCAGGGACGGGGGACCAUCAGGGACUUGCUUCAGCCCCAGGAGCUUCUGGGAGCCAGUCAGGUGGAGCCCCCAUGAGCCCCAGGAGGCAGCAGAGAGGCCACUUGACUUGCAAGAUGCCACCUGCUGAGAAGGCCUCUGCGGUGAGAGCUGCUUUUUCUACCUCUGGUGAUCAGGAAUCCGCAGAUGCUUGUCUGCCUCCUGCAGUGCCUGAAGCCUCAACCCCACACCACAACCCCCUCCUCUCUCAGAGUCAAAAACAUCCUGUGCCCCAGCCCUUCCUUUCUCCCUCUCCAUCUUCUUCAGAGCUCAUUCCCAGGACCAGACAAAAUGGGAAUCAGGAAGUUCCAGAGACUCCCUUGUCCUCAGAGAUGGAGCCUCUCCACCCAAAAUCCAAAGUCAGGCUCCGAGGGUCCUCCAGGAAGACACCCUCUGCAGUUUCUUCUUUAGCCCUUGAACCUCACUCUCCCAUCCCCACAGACCAGCCCCUCAGUCCUGAGCUCCCAUCUCGGGUCACUCGGGGCAGGACACGUAGGUCCUCUGUCAAGACCCCUGAACCAGUUGUCCCCUCAGCCCCUGAGCUCCAGAAUUCCGCUUCCAAAGACCAGCCUGUUACCCCUGAGCCCACAUUGCAGGUCACUCGGGGUCGGGCACAUAGGUUCUCUGUCAAGAGCCCUGAACCAGUUGUUCCUAUAGUCCCUGAAGUCCAGCCUUCCACCUCCAGAGAGCAGCCUGUCACUGCUGAGCUUAUCUCUCAGGGCAGGACCCGUAAAUCUGUCAAGACUCCUGAACCGGUUGUCUCCACAGCCACUCAGGGCAGGGCACGUAGGUCUUCUGUCAAGACUCCCAAACCAGUAAUCCCCUCAGCCCCCAAGCUCCAGCCUUCUACUUCCACAGACCAGCCUGUUACCCCUGAGCCCACAUCGCAGGUCACUCGGGGCAGGACACGUAGGUCCUCCAUCAAGACUCCUGAACCACCUGUCCCCACAGCCCCUGAAACCCAACCUUCCACCUCCACAGACCAGCCUGUCAUCACUGAGCCCACAUCUGGGGCCACUCACAGCAGGACACACAGGUCUUCUGUCAAGACACCUGAACCAGUUGUCCCAACAGCUCCUGAAGUCCAGCCUUCCAUCCCCACAGACCAGCCUGUCACUCCUGAGCCCACAUCUCGGGUCACUCGGGGCAGGACACGUAGGUCCUCUGGCAAGACCCCUGAACCAGUUGUCCCCUCAGCCCCUGAGCUCCAGACUUCCACCUCCAAAGACCAGCCUAUCAUCCCUGGGCCCACAUCUGGGGCCACUCACAGCAGGACACACAGGUCUUCUGUCAAGACCCCUGAGCCAAUUAUCCCAACAGCUCCUGAAGUCCAGCCUUCCAUCCCCACAGACCAGCCUGUCAUCCCCAAACCCAAAUCUCAGGGCAGGACGUCCAGGUCUUCUGUCAAGACCCCUGAGCCAGUUGCCCCCACAGCCCCUGAGUUCCAGCCUACCACCCCCAGAGGCCAGCCUGUCACCCCCAAACGUACAUCUCGGGGCAGGACACCUAGGUCUUCUAGCAAGACCCCCAAAUCAGUUGUCCCCACAGUCCCUGAGCUCCAGGCUUCCACCCCCACAUACCAGCCUGUCACCCCCAAACUCCCAUCUCAGGCCACUCGGGGCAGGACACAGAGGUCCUUUGUCAAGAUCCCCCAACCAACUGAGCCCACAGCCCCUGACCUUGAAUCUCUCACCCCCACAGAUCAGCUGGUCACCCCCAAGGCUCAGGGUAGUCAGGAUAAGACACUGAGGUCUUCUACAAUAAGUGCUGUGCCAGUUCUUACCACCCCUGAAUUCCAGUCUUCUGUGCCCACAGACCAGCCUAUUCCCCCUGAGCACAUUCCUCAAGCCAGUUGCCGCAGGAGGCUGAGGGCCACUGGGAAGUAUGAGUCCCUCAGGGCUCCCAUUGUCCGUGAGCCCUACUCUGCACUCCCUGAACCUAAAUCUCGGUCCUCAAGGAACCAAAGACCAGGAGCAGUGAGAGUAGUUGAGUCCCGCAGGACCAUUCCCAAGCCUGCCUUUGCCCAGCUUCCUGAGGCCCCCACUCAUACUACCCAGAUCCAAAAGGUAGAGGCGGCAGGAAGAUCUGCGGUCACCCCAGAGCCCCUGCCUAAGGCCUCUCAGACCCGGAAGAGGCCUUUGGCUACUGUGGAUUCACCCCCACUUCAAAAACGGCUCCAAAGAGGGGAAGUCACCCAGAAGACAGUUUUCCUCAAGGAAGAGGAAGGAGAUCUAACGGAGAGGCCAAGGAAGGAGGAGGAUGUAGUGGUUCCAGGACCAGGCAAGAGAAAGAGAGACCAAGCAGAGGAGGAGCCCAAGGGAAUCCCAAGCCGCAGCCUUCGAGGGACCAAACCUAACCAAGAGUCCACAGCCCCGAAAGUACUCUUCACAGGAGUGGUGGAUGCCCGUGGAGAGCGGGCAGUGCUGGCCCUGGGAGGGAGUCUGGCCAGCUCAGUGGCAGAGGCUUCCCACUUGGUGACUGAUCGAGUCCGACGCACGGUCAAGUUCCUCUGUGCCCUGGGGCGGGGGAUCCCCAUCCUCUCCUUGGACUGGCUGCACCAGUCUCGCAAGGCUGGUUGCUUCUUGCCCCCGGAUGAAUAUGUGGUGACUGAUCCUGAGCAGGAGAAGAACUUUGGCUUCAGCCUUCGAGAUGCCCUGAGCCGGGCUCGGGAGCGAAGGUUGCUGGAGGGCUAUGAAAUCCACGUGACCCCAGGAGUCCAGCCACCACCACCUCAGAUGGGAGAGAUCAUCAGCUGCUGUGGAGGCACUGUUCUACCCAGCAUGCCCCGGUCCUAUAAGCCACGGAGAGUUGUGAUUACAUGCUCCCAGGACUUCGCUCGAUGCUCUGUCCCAUUUCGGGUUGGCCUGCCCAUCCUCUCACCUGAGUUCCUGCUGACAGGAGUGCUGAAGCAGGAGGCCAAGCCAGAGGCCUUCCUCCUCUCCACUUUGGGAAUGCCAUCCUCCUGAAAACGUCACCACAGUACUCUUUUCCCUCCCAGACCAGUAAAUGAAGCGUUAGAAAAGAUUUGGAAGAAAGAACCUAGGGCUUUAGAAGGGAUUGGGGUAUACUGACCUGAUUUGUCUUGGAACAUGGGUGGGGCUGAAGAGGCUCAUGGAUAAACAAAAAGAUAGGGGGAGUUGGAGCCACUGAUUUCUUAAAGGGCCACUUAGAGUUGGGUAAUCCCAUACUCAGAUAUCUUAAGUGGCUACCCUUAGCAGGACUGAUGUCUUCACUGCUCU